Messenger RNA from Cuscuta campestris, 1211 nucleotides. Lineage: Eukaryota; Viridiplantae; Streptophyta; Magnoliopsida; Solanales; Convolvulaceae. The record is from the annotation of a GenBank genome assembly.
AUCACAAUUUUUUAACUAUAGUUAAUGAUUACUGGAUUAAUAGCCCUAGGACUGGAGGUAUGGCAGGUCUAGCUAUGAAGCUAAAGGGUCUCAAAUCAAUUCUCUCAACCUGGAACAAACUGCACUUUGGCAAUAUAUUCCAAGAGGUGAAAGAUAAUGAAAUUACAGCCUGUAAAGCUCAAGAAGAAUAUGAGAUGGAUCCUAAUGAGGAGAAGAGGACUGCUGCUAAUCUAGCUUCUGCUAAUCUCAUAGUUAGUCUCAACAGGGAGGUUUGCUUCUGGAAACAAAAGGCUAACAUCAAGUGGAUGUCUGAGGGGGAUUGCAACUCUAAAUUUUUUCAUUCUUUUGCUAAACACAAAAGGAGUAAACUUACUAUCAGAUCUAUUCAAGAUGCUAAUGGCAACCAUCACUCAACCCAGGAGGAUAUUAGCAGGGAGGCAGUCAACUACUUCUUUGAGUGCUACUCUUCAGUUAAUCACCCAGAUACUGAUCUUAUCUCUAAUUUUAUUCCUAAAGUGAUUGAUGACCUGGACAAUCAGCUCUUAUGCUCUAUGCCUACAGAAUCGGAGAUCUUCUCUGCAGUUUGGGCUCUUAAUCCAGACAGUGCAGCUGGCUCUGAUGGCUUCAAUGGUUACUUCUUCAGAACUUGUUGGCACAUUAUCAAGAAGGAUGUUAUUCUAGCCUGCAAGGAGUUCUUUUUGGGAAUCCCAGUUCCUAAGUCCUUUGGGAGCACUUUCAUUACUCUGAUUCCUAAAAUUGAUGACCCUAAAAGUUUUGGUGAUUUCAGACCCAUAUCCCUCUCCACUUUCAUGAGUAAAAUUAACACCAAACUUCUGGCCUCUAGACUAGCUACCCUGCUUCCUAAAAUCAUCUCAGAAGAACAGACUGGUUUUCAAAAGAACAAGGGUGUGCAAGAACAAAUUCUCUUGGCAGAGGAAAUGGUCCAUAUGAUUGACAAGGAGGAGAUUCAAGGCGGAAGGAUUCCACUUCUGCGAUCGGUUGGGUUACAGAUUUAGAUGGCAGGUAGUCUCGAAGAGAAGGGGGAGAAGGUGAUCUACGUGAGAUGUAAUUGAGGGUGUUUGUCGGUCAGACUCCGAGGUUGACCUUCUUGUUUGUCUUUUGACUUUCUUUUUUGUUUUACUUUCGGGCUUCGGUCUAGUCCUCCCCGGACGUGUAUUAAUUGUGUUCUCUAAUAAAUUGGUAAGGGUGGC